AAAGUGGGAAUUUCAACACGGCUAGGUCAUUUGCAGCAACGAGCAGUCUGCUUGUAGUAGGAUGGCUUCCGAUUCUAUUCAGAGGAAAGACGUUAGGUGCUUACAACACGAAUAUGAUGAACUUCUCCAGUCCGCCAAUUUUUCUGAAAUUAAAAAACUGUUGGAAGAAGGUGAAAAGCUACGGUAUCAAGCAAGCCAUCUGGAAAAGUAUCUGAAACAAUUGGACAACCAUGUGAGGUAUAAUUCUAUAAGUAUCCAAGCUACCGUAGCUGCUUUGUUUGAUUACGCCAUAAAAACAGUGUUCAUAAAUACUAAACACUGUGUACAACUCAAUGUUCCCACUAAGCGCAGUUUUGGGGAUUAUCAGUGCAACUCUGCUCUUAGCAUUCGAAAAGAGACGAACAGUGAUCAAAAUCCAUUUGAUAUUGCAAAAUCUAUCGUUGCCGCUUUACCUGUCAAUGACUUAAUUGAAAGAGUGGACGUUGUUCUUCCUGGCUUCAUAAACAUUUGGAUUAAACAACAAUUCAUUUCUACCGAGGUCAGAAAGAUUUUACUUCAUGGAGUUACACCCCCAUUCAUACCUCAUAAAUACUCUGUGAUUGUAGAUAUGUCAUCUCCAAACAUCGCCAAAGAAAUGCAUGUGGGACAUCUAAGAUCAACUAUUAUUGGAGAAAGUAUUUCCCGUUUGCUUUCAUUUUUGGGUCACAAAGUACUGAAGCUCAAUCAUCUUGGAGAUUGGGGGACACAGUUUGGGAUGUUAAUAACCCACUUAAAAGAAAUAUAUCCUGAUCAUAAAACCGCACCUCCGAUAUCAGACCUUCAAGCUUUUUAUAAAACUUCCAAAACUAGAUUUGAUGAAGAAAAAGAUUUUAAUCAAAGAGCACAUGUGGCCGUUGUUAAACUUCAACAAAAUGAUCCUGAGUAUGUACAUGCCUGGAAACAAAUUUGUGACAUAUCACGAAAAGAAUUCGACGAUGUAUACCGUCGACUGGGUAUUGAGAAUCUUAUUGAGCGUGGAGAAUCGUUUUAUCAAAGUCGAAUGGAAGAGUUUGUUAAUGAUCUAAAAAGUCAAAAUGUUCUGCAGGAAGAUGAGGGUAGAUUAAUUUUGUGGCCACCCAAAUGCGAAGUUCCUCUCACAGUUGUAAAAUCAGAUGGUGGUUUUACCUAUGAUACAUCUGACUUAACUGCUUUACUUCAGCGUUUGCAUGAAGAAAAGGCGGAUUGGGUCUUGUAUGUUGUGGACAUGGGUCAGUCUGUUCAUCUUAACACGGUAUUUGCGGGUGCAGAAAUGCUUGGUUAUUAUAAUCCUAAUGUACACAGAGUUCAACACAUUGGAUUCGGUGUGGUGCUCGGUGAAGAUAAGAAAAAAUUUAAAACUCGUUCCGGUGAUACAGUUCGUCUUGUUGAUUUAUUGGAUGAAGGUCUUGAACGAGCAAAGAACCGAUUGCUUGAGAAAGAAAGGAAUAAAGAGCUAACUGAAGCUGAAUUUGAACGAGCUCAAAAGGCUGUAGCAUAUGGUUGUAUCAAGUAUGCUGAUUUAUCACAUAGUCGAACAAUUGACUAUGUAUUCUCAUUCGAUAGGAUGUUGGAUGAUAAAGGAAACACUGCAGUUUACUUGUUAUACGCAUAUACACGAAUCAGAUCAAUUAUAAGAAAUGCAGGUUAUUCUGAAAGAACAAUCAAUGAAAUUAGUGAAACAGUACCGCUGAAAUUUGAACAUCCUAUGGAGUUGACAUUAGCCAAAGCAUUAUGUCGUCUACCAGAUAUUUUACUAAAAAUUCAAAAUGACUUCCUAUUGCAUAGCCUAUGCGAUUAUUUGUACGAAGUGAGUUGUGACUUUACAAACUUUUACGAUGCAUGUUACUGUAUUGAACGGAAUCAAGAGACCGGUAAGUAUAUUUGUCUACUUCUUCAAUGAAGUUAAUCAUUUUUUCAGUUGACCGCAUUAUAUUCGUACUGUUACAUGAUUAGAUGUCCUAUUUUUAUUUGUUUUCUGUUGUUAAUAAUAUUAGUAACUAAUGAUUGAAGUACAUAGUGGUUUUAUUUUACUCAUCUACAUUUUACAGUGAAUUUAAUUCGUAAAAAUUAGUGCCUAAUUUGUAAUUUAUCGUACAGUAAUAUCCAGAUGCUUUUAAUUAGUAGUGUGUAUGCAGGAUAAUAAACCAGAAAUACUAAUUAUAACAAUUGACUAUGAGUAAAAUCAAAAUUAAGGUAAUGAACUAUGAUUUUUGUCGAAAUUACUGUUUUAACUGAUUGGUUUAAUCGUGAAGCUUUCAAUGUCUUUCUACAUAACAGCAGUAUAUAACUCCAAAAUUCAUCCACAACUGACUAACAGCUUAUUCGUUCGACCUUGAAUUGGAUUGGUCGUUCCAUCAGAUCAUUCCUUCUGAACUGAAAUUGUGGCCAUUAUUUCAUUUAAAACUAGUUUAACGUCAAUACACGAUAUCAUACCAGCGAAAAGAUUUUCUAAAAAAAACAUAUUCUUUAUCCUUAUUGCAUUAUUUUGGAAUAAUUCAUUCACUUUUUAACAUGUUGCAUUUUACUGUUUGUAAUAUGGAUCGUUAUUCAUUCAUUUUAGGUGAUGUUCAAAUUAAUAAAGAACGUAUUGUAUUAUGUGAAGCUACUGCUCGAGUAAUGAAAUGUGGAUUUGAUAUACUUGGAAUUGAAACAGUUGAAAAAAUGUAAAUGUUUUUGUGUUCAGUUGAACAAUAAACAACAUUUGUACAAAAGGAGUAGAUAUGUCUCAUUUCUUAUAAAAAAAAUGUAUUCUAUAACAUGUUAAUCAAGGUGUGGGAGUAGAUGUGUAGAAAUUCAAAACAACAAUAAUAGUAGUAGUAAUAACAUAGAAAGAUUUCUUUCCUGUAAUAAACAAUACUAUUUACAACGUAUUCAAAGAAAUCAGUCAUUAAAUAUUCUUAUACUUAUUAGUAGUCUAUCUGUAUGUUAAAUGAAAUAAUGUAGAUUUUUGCACAGUUUGAGUUUAAUUUUGAGAUGGUAAUUACAUACACCUAUGGAAGGCAUCUAAUUAAUUAAUUUACUACUUUUAGUUAUCACUAUUUGAUAAAUCAGUAUGAAUCCCUUGAUUCUACCUAAUAUAAGUCUACUAUCGAUCGAGUACAAUUAAAAAACACAUCUGUGUAUUAAUUUUUUCCAAACCACGAAGGGAGUUGCUGGCUGACUCGUUAACUAAGUUAUCUGGUCAUACGUCCGAGUAGUUAAAUAAUCAGUGGUAUAUAAAAAUCAGAUGAAUUAUUCCGCAUUUGACGAACCACAAUAGGUCAACUAGAAAAUGACAAACAGAUUCCUUAACACAACCACUCUCAACUUCACAAUUCAUCGACAAUCCUGAAAAAUUGGUGCUUAAACCAUCGAUAAAGUUCAUUAACCAGAAUUUCAUAUUGAAACUCGAUCAACAGAAUCUAGUUAGUACUAAGGAUUAGAAAUCACGAUGUAGGUUACUACUGAGCGAUCAUUUACUGUAAAUACGUCGUAAAUAAAUUAGUUACGGACUGAAUGCCUCAGCCUCAUUGUCUCCAACUGACAAAUGACUAAUACUUGUUCGGAGAAUUAGUUUCUUUAAGAUUGUUGACACAAAUGAGAAAGUAACAGCGAUUUGAUACCAGGCUUCAGGUUGAUUACCCCCAAUUAAUAAGCAACCAAUGUUAAGUGUUAGCUGGGACUUUGACAAUAAAUUACCAAGAAUUAUGUAUUUGCCAAAACUGUGUUUCCUAAUAUUGCGGAAAUGACCGUUUAGAAGGUUCGAAGUAUGCAUCAUUAGUGAGUGUCAGUAAGCAAUAAUAAUUUGAAUGAAAUGGCUCAAAAUCGUUUGCAAUGGUGCAGGUGCAUCCAUUCUUUGCCUUCCCGAAAUCCAAAGCUUUUGAAUUCAUUAUAAUUUUUCUGGCUUUAAUUCCACUAAUUUAUAAUUUCUUGAAUCAUACCUUCGAUGCCUAAUAUUUU
Messenger RNA from Schistosoma margrebowiei, 3957 nucleotides. The record is from the annotation of a GenBank genome assembly. NCBI's taxonomy places the organism in Eukaryota, Metazoa, Platyhelminthes, Trematoda, Strigeidida, Schistosomatidae.